AUGGCAUCUAUUCACGACUGUAUGUGGAGGCGUUUUGCAUACCUUUUAUAUCUCUACACGGUCAUCAUAAAUGCAUCUGCUGUGGGCGCUGUAGGGGGAGCUGGUGAUCCAGAUGUUGCAGGAAAAGGGGAGAAAACCCUUGCAUUUUAUGCCAAUGAUCCCGAAUGCCGUACACGUCUCAAGAGCUACACGACUCUAAUUGCAGGUGUUGAUGACAUGAAGAGGUAUCUGGCUGUCCUCACAUCGGUAAUACCUAAGUCCGACUCUUCGCCAGAAGCUAAAGAAGCAGAACUACGGGAAUGUAAAAAUUUAUUGAAAACCAUUCAAACUGUAAUACACAAGGACAAAUAUGACCAACUAGCAAAUCUAUUUGCUCAAUACGACUCCAUAAAAACAGCUCUUCAAAAUAAAGGUGUAACACGGGAAAGGUCGGCUGAGCUUAAUAAGGAACUUGCCGAUCUAGAGAUACAAUUCAAAAAUCUAGAAACGUAUGCGGCUGCGCUUGUUAAUAUCAAUUUUGAAGUAGAUCAUAAACAAAUUAUAGAAAGAACGCAAGCGCUUAUUGAAAAACAUAGAGGGCCCAAAUCACCUCAGAUUAGACGCGGUGGCAAGGCUGUGUUGAACGCUAAUACACCUCUCCCACGAACAAUGAAUCAGCAACAACGCAAGACUGACGAGAAGCCGUCUAACGAAAUGGACGCUCAACACGAGGAGGAAAUCACAACUGACCAUAUACACGGCAUGAAGAAUACCAAGGAUUCAUCCGGACACGCGGCUCUGGGCAUUAUGGUUAUUAACACCAUGGUCGCCAUUGGUCUCAUGGCAGCGUUCUGA
This is a messenger RNA of Babesia bigemina, 834 nucleotides long. RefSeq lists its product as hypothetical. Bases 1 to 834 code for a protein of 277 amino acids. The record is from RefSeq and is a predicted model, not a curated record. The transcript has a single exon. Lineage: Eukaryota; Apicomplexa; Aconoidasida; Piroplasmida; Babesiidae.